UCAAAUCGGUUCUUUGGUUUUCCACCACCAAAGCACCAGCUCCGAACCAGUAAAAGUGGUUCUUAAGUAGCACCAUAUCAUUGCUGGUCUAGAAGUAAGAACCGCUUACGUCAGCGGCUGGGGGCGGGGUUACCGUGACCAACAAGACGAGAGAAACUUUGUGAUCCGCCAUUUUUCGACAGCAGCUGAUCGAGCAAACAACAACGCAAUGGACGCUACUAGGCAAAAACAGCACUGGUCAGACGAGGAAACAAGCUGCUUUCUUGCACUCUGGUCCUCAUCAGAAGUCCAGAGUAAGUUAGAUGGGGCUUCGCGGUCGAAACCGGUUUUGCAGCAGAUUCAGAGAGAGAGAUGGCUAAAGACUAUAGGGACCAAAAAAAGGACAUCGGUCAAAGCGGCAAUGGGCGCCCUCGGCGAUAGGCCGGCAUGCCAGGUGACCUGGGCGCUGAACUCGGCCACAAUAAUGCUGGAGUCAAUGCUGGAUGAUUCGCCGCAGCAAAGUUGCACUGAUCAUAAACUGUCUGCCAUCAACGACCGUGAAGACAACGCUGAGUUGCCGCCACCGCUGGGCUGCAGCUCUGGAGAAGCAUCUUCAGAAUGGGUCUCUGCUGAAAACAACUAUUUGCGAUGCUAUGACAACACCUUGACGAUCUGUAUUCGUUUUUUAUUAUUAUUGUUCUACACAGGAAAAAGGAAGAGAGAUGGUACCUCGGAAAUCCUUCAAUAUCUGGAAAGGGCAGAUGAGAGGUUCCAGCAGCACAGCAAGGCAAUGGAUAAUGCCUUUUCUCAGGACAUGAGCGCGGACACACAAUCCCUGCUUGGACUCAUAGGGCGCAUGGUGGCCGUAUUGGAGGCACAAGUUAAAAAAUAAUUUUGGUUGCCGCUUUUCAUGUCAUUUAAAUUUUUUUUUUUACAAUUGUUGUUAC
Gasterosteus aculeatus aculeatus (three-spined stickleback) is the source of this 926-nucleotide messenger RNA. The record is from RefSeq and is a predicted model, not a curated record. NCBI's taxonomy places the organism in Eukaryota, Metazoa, Chordata, Actinopteri, Perciformes, Gasterosteidae.